UUAAAGAAAAAAAAAAAAAUGCUUCCAUUCAUAAUUCGCGGAUACUUCCACAACUCCAUAUAUACACUUCCAAGUAAUUGGAAAAAUAUAUUAAACAUAAAACAAAAAAGAGGAAAAAUGUCUGUAGCCUCUCGCAUGCUAAAUACCCCUACCACCACCAGACUCUCUUCCUCACUUACCUCCUCUGCUUCAUCUCGCUCUCCUCUGUUUCUUUCUUCCAAUUUUGCCCUUCCAUCUCUUCUUCGACUGCCUCCCAUUCUUAAAUCUUCUUCCCCUCCCUUCUCGAGGGUUUUUUCGUCUUCUCUGCCCUCAACCUCCGCUACUACCUCCAUGGGUGACGCUCCAGAUGCUGGCAUGGACGCUGUCCAGAGACGCCUUAUGUUUGAGGAUGAAUGCAUUCUAGUGGAUGAGAAUGAUAAAGUCGUUGGUCAUGUCUCCAAAUAUAGCUGUCAUUUAUGGGAAAAUAUUUUGAAAGGGAACUCGUUACACAGAGCCUUUAGUGUAUUUCUCUUCAACACAAAAUAUGAGCUCCUACUUCAGCAACGCUCUGCAACAAAGGUCACAUUCCCCCUUGUGUGGACAAACACUUGCUGCAGUCAUCCUUUGUACCGUGAUUCUGAGCUUAUCGAAGAGAAUGCUCUUGGUGUGAGGAAUGCUGCACAAAGGAAGCUUUUGGAUGAGCUUGGUAUCCCUGCUGAAGAUGUUCCAGUUGAUCAGUUUACCUCAUUGGGGCGUAUACUAUACAAGGCACCUUCUGAUGGAAAGUGGGGAGAGCAUGAACUUGAUUAUCUGCUCUUCAUAGUUCGUGAUGUUAAUGUAAAUCCAAACCCUAAUGAGGUAGCUGAUAUCAAGUACGUUAACCGAGAUCAGUUGAAGGAACUAUUAAGGAAAGCAGAUGCUGGUGAGGAAGGUUUGAAGCUGUCACCAUGGUUUAGACUAGUUGUUGACAACUUCUUGUUCAAAUGGUGGGAACAUGUUGAGCAGGGGACACUCAAGGAUGUGGUUGACAUGCAAACAAUUCACAAGUUAACUUAAGAUUUUAAAGCAAAUUUGGGACAAAGUUUGAUUGUGUGGUAUCACCUGUAGCUUUAUUUAAAUAAAUUUGGUCAUUUAGGAGUUCUAAGCAAGUUAGCUUUCCGUAUCCAUUGUAACCUUCAAUAUUUUCCGAAGAGAGUUUAUUUUAGCCUGGUUAUGCUGAAUUUUGAGUUAUUACCUGAAACCAGCUGGGCAUAACGUCUUGUAUUAUAAUCUAGAAUUGGCUUUUAUGAUUUAAGAACUUAAUAAAGACUUUUAUACUUGCAUUGA
Molecule: messenger RNA, 1305 nt
Organism: Jatropha curcas
Lineage: Eukaryota; Viridiplantae; Streptophyta; Magnoliopsida; Malpighiales; Euphorbiaceae
Product: isopentenyl-diphosphate Delta-isomerase I
Biological process (GO): isoprenoid biosynthetic process; isopentenyl diphosphate biosynthetic process
Cellular component (GO): cytoplasm
Molecular function (GO): isopentenyl-diphosphate delta-isomerase activity
Source: RefSeq, a predicted model, not a curated record